CAGUCCUCAGUCCACAGCCUGCCUGCCUUCAGAGAGAGAGCCAAAGCAGGAAGAAAGAAAGAGAGGACAUAAGGAGAGAGGAAAAUAGAGUGAUUGUGAGAGAGAGAAGCAGGGAAAGCAUCCAGCCAUCUGUCUGUCUCCAGUCUGAAAGCCACAGCCGCCCUCUUUGUUUGGCGUCCCUGAUAUGACCCUGUUUAAAAGUGAGCACCACCGCAGCCCACGAUACAUUAGCAUGAGUGGAGAGCUGAAGUCCAGCCGUUCCAGGACCAGCAGCAAGAGACCCAGCAGCAAUCCAUACGGAUCUGACUAUGACCUGGACUAUGAGUGCUAUCAGGAGGACCUUUAUGACAGGAUGUAUGACUACCAGCGCGUGCCAGCUUCCCUACCUCCCCUGUCCCAGGGACCUAGCCUGGCCAAACGACCCCGUUCCUCCUCCACUUCCUCUGGGCACAGACGCAGCCGAGACAGGCCCCCCUCCAAGAGCUCCAGAGCCCACUCCACCAGCUCCAACAGGGCCAAGUUGCGGAUGGAGGAGCUGCAGGUCAUUAAGAGGGAGCUGACCCUGAUAAAGACACAGAUUGACGGGCUGCUCGACAACCUGGACAGGAUGGACACACAGAGGCGGGACCACACAGGGUCUCCCGUGAGGGAGGGCAGUUUGGCCGGGUCACCGUACCCCCCCUCCGCCAGCAGCGGUGACCGCUCCCCCUCCCCCCUAUCCCCCCCACGCCACUGCAUCCAGAGAGAGAGCCCCGAACUGGGGGAGGCCAGCGACGAUGAUCACACGAUGAAUAACCACAGCUCUGACCCUGAGGAUGAGAUGUGAGGAUGGAAACAGAGAAGAAACGGAGGAGCGCCAGACAUAGAGGAAGAGAACAUCUGUCUUGUCAAGAAGUUACCAUGCCAACAACUGAUUCAGAGGCCCCACUCCUGUCGAACCAACCAGUUACAUUGUAUUCUAUAUCCACAUAUACAUCAACAGCACACAUACACAGACACACUGUAAUUACAGUUGAACAGAAAUCAAGUAUCUCCCUUGGAUAUUCACCACUGAGAUCAGCUUAGAUUACACACACAUUUUAUCUGUAGAGUGUAAUUCUUAACCAGAACAGGAAAGUGAAAUAAUUUCUAUAUUCAUAAUUUUCUUAUGUUCUUUUUAGUCCGUCUUCAUAUUUUCCUGAAAAACAUUCUGAUUACCAGUUCGUAUAAAUUUGACAUGCAUAUUCAGAGAGUGAGGCUAUUUGAAAUGAGCAUACUAUAGAUGUCGCAAUCAUAGUUUCAGUGACUUGAGUUACUUUGUUUUAUGUAUAUCAUAUCACUGCCAGAGCAUGAGUCCAUCAGUUGAUCCCCCCCCCUUAUGUCUGUGUAAUGUUGUCUCCCUGCUGUAUUACUACCUGUCUGUAUUAGGUAUGAGGAGACAGUAUUCCAUCUCUUCCUCUAUGUACCUGGCGCUAUGAGCUGAGGAGAGGCCCCGGCCCGGUCCAUGCGUAAUAUUGUGUAUUACUGUAAAACUUUACUGUAUUAGGUCAGCUGUACGAUUUUAAUCCAGCAUUUUAUUUUAGUUUUUUUUAUUUCUUUGUGUUUUUUAAAGCGAGAAGUAAACAACAAUGAUAAUUGUUUAUUAUAAUUCCAGUGGUGUUAGAUGUUUUGUUAGUUCUGUUUGCAUUCAUGAAGAAGCCAAGUGGAAACACUACUCACACUGUCACAGUAGUAAAGGUAUUUUCAUAUUGAUUAAAAACACCUCUGGGAGGAGUGUUUUUUUAGUG
Oncorhynchus masou masou (cherry salmon) is the source of this 1766-nucleotide messenger RNA. Its product is annotated as RNA-binding Raly-like protein. The transcript has 7 exons. Lineage: Eukaryota; Metazoa; Chordata; Actinopteri; Salmoniformes; Salmonidae. The coding region runs from base 185 to 826 and encodes 213 amino acids. The record is from RefSeq and is a predicted model, not a curated record. Gene Ontology annotation, cellular component: nucleus. Gene Ontology annotation, molecular function: RNA binding.